AGACAAGCAUGGGCGUGAAAUGCCGUUCAGCCUAUGAGCGCAUUAAGCGUGACUAGUAUAAAAUCCAUCGCGCCAUUCCUCCUCCCUUCCUCCCCCGUUGCGUGUUGUUCUCCGCUGCCAGAAAUCGCCGCUCUUCGGGAGGUGAAGAUCAUCGGGCCGUGCUGCAGUAGCUUGAUUAGCUGCAAAUCCAUGGCCGAUUCCACAUCAAGCUCGACUUCUUUACCUCGAUUUGAGUGCGACGAAAAUGGUGGAACGACUGGUGCUGUUUCGCCCAAGUUUGCGGAGAUUAUCAUCGUUCGUCAUGGUGAAACUGAAUGGAAUGUUGUUCACAGAAUUCAGGGCCAACUGGAUGUGGACUUGAAUGAUGUUGGCAGACAGCAGGCAGUUGCAGUCGCUAAGCGGCUGUCAAGGGAACCUAAAAUAUCUGCAGUAUAUUCAUCUGAUUUGAAAAGGGCAUAUGAAACUGCAGAGGUUAUAGCCAAACAUUGUGGGGUACCUGAGGUGAUCAAAGAGCCAGGUUUUCGGGAAAGGCAUGUUGGUGACAUUCAAGGUGUUGUCUUUAGUGACAUUGCAAAGGUUAAUCCAAUUGCGUACAAAGCAUUUGUCUCUAAUCAAGAUGACCAAGAGAUUCCAGGCGGUGGGGAGAGCUUCAACCAACUGUAUGACCGGUGCACGUCAGCUUUGCAAAGGAUUGCACAGAAACAUCAAGGUGAAAGAGUGGUUGUAGUCUCACACGGCGGCACCAUACGAGCACUUCAUAGAAGGGCCUCUGGGAAGAAGCGGGCGGCGCAGAAGGUUCUCAACACUUCCGUCACCACACUUCAUGUGUCGAACAAGGACAAAUGGAGCAUCAUAAUGUGGGGCGACACUAGUCACCUCGACCUUACAGGUACGGGGUUUCUUCACUCUGGUUUCGGUGGAGAUGCGAAUUCUGCUUAGUUCCAUUUGGACGUUUUAGUUUUGAAAUAGGAGGAAGGGAUGGAUUAUUAGAUGGCUCACCAUUUUUUUUUGACUUGCACAAGCAUGAAAGAGCUUGAUGAACUAGAUAGAUAGAUACAAACACUACUUUUGCACAUUAAUGUUGAGACUAUCGGGCUGUUUUUCUUUUUUUA
This is a messenger RNA of Andrographis paniculata, 1112 nucleotides long. Its product is annotated as phosphoglycerate mutase-like protein 4. The transcript is spliced from 7 exons. The record is from RefSeq and is a predicted model, not a curated record. The coding region runs from base 34 to 939 and encodes 301 amino acids. Gene Ontology annotation, cellular component: cytosol; cytoplasm. Gene Ontology annotation, molecular function: phosphatase activity. Lineage: Eukaryota; Viridiplantae; Streptophyta; Magnoliopsida; Lamiales; Acanthaceae.